UUUGAAUUCGAUAAUCAAAACAGUCGUGAAUAGUGAAAAAUAGGUUGCUACGAUUUGACAAUCAGGAAAUUAUACAAAUUUCGUGUUGCAUUAGAUAACACUAAGUAAUAAAAACUCUGCACCAGCUACAUUAUGCCAACUGCCGUGCUCGGUGCCGGUAUUAGUGGGUUAUCAGCGGGCUUUUACUUGUUGCGACGUUUUUGCAAACCUUUGACCAUUUACGAAGCAUCUCCACGGGUCGGCGGCUGGAUACGUACCGAAUGGCACAAGGACCGCGGUUUCUUGUUUGAAAGUGGGCCACGCACAAUACGCCCAAAAGGCUUAGCGGGUGCCAACACUUUGCAGCUGAUCGAAGAGCUCAAGUUGCCCAUUAAGCCUAUUCCCAGAUCACAUGUGGCUGCAAAAAAUCGCAUGCUCUAUGCCAAGGGACAAGUCUGCAUGCUGCCAAACAGUGCUAAGGGCUUAUUUAGAACCGUGCCACCUUUUACGAAACCUCUGUACAGAGCUCUGUUACAUGACCUAGUCACAGGCAGCACUCCAAUCAAAAAUGAAGACGAAUCCAUUUACAACUUCGCCCAAAGAAGAUUCGGCAAAGAGAUUGCCGACUAUGGCAUUAGUCCGAUGAUCUGUGGCAUUUGUGCUGGAGACGCUCGCGAAAUCAGUGUGCGGUUUCUCAUGGAGUCUCUUUUCGAGAAUGAGCAGAAGUACGGCGGUGUGCUAAAGGGCGCGCUCUACGCUCGCUUCAAUAAGAAAGUGGACGAUAGCAAUGGGGGUAUUUUUGCCAAGGGUGAGCCCGAGCUUUACAAGCAGGCAGUCAAAGAAAAAUGGGCCAUGUAUGGCGUCGCUGACGGUCUGGAACAGCUGCCUCGCGCCAUGCGCAAAUAUCUUGGCGAACACGAUGUGAACGUCCAGCUGAGCAGCAAAUGCUCAAAUCUCACCUUUAGCGGCGACGGCGCACGGAUAAGUCUACGGGAUGCAGAGGUGCCGGUGAGACAUGUGGUGAGCGCUCUGCCGGCGCACCAAUUGGCACCGCUGGUAAAAGCGCAGCAUCCAUCCCUAUCCGCCCAACUGCUGGAUAUACCCUACGUGGAUGUGGUGGUGGUCAACAUGCAAUACAGCAGCAACAAUCUGUUGAAACAUAAUGGGUUUGGCCUGCUGGUGCCGCCCGUCGAAAAGCUACCCGUGCUUGGGGUGAUCUUCGAUAGCUGCUGCUUUGACAUGGCUGGCAACACGAUACUGACCGUUAUGAUGGGUGGUCGCUGGUUCGAUCAGUGGUUCGGCAACCAGCCCAGCCAGAAAAAGCUGCGCGACAUUGCACAACAGCACGUGCAAAAGAUUCUGCAGAUCAAAGAGGAUCCCAUAUUCAGUCGCGUGCACAUGCUUCACAAAUGUAUUCCACAGUACACUGUCGGGCAUAAGCGGCGCGUGGAAGGCAUAAGAAAGUACAUUAAAGACUACAAACUGCCUUUGUCGUUAUGUGGCGCAGCCUACGAUGGCGUUGGCAUCAAUGAUGUCAUAUUGUCUGCUCGCAGGCAGGUGGAGCAGCUGUCAUUGGCGACGAAAUAUUGAAGUGCAAUCUGACCAUCUAAAAUUCGUAUAUUUCCAAUCAUUAAUUAUCUUUUAUAUAUUUUCCUUUUUAACUGUGGUGUGACUGAUUUUUGUACAUAAAACUCCCCUCAAAUUUGCCGUUAAA
Drosophila hydei is the source of this 1693-nucleotide messenger RNA. It is a transcript of the gene Ppox, whose product is annotated as protoporphyrinogen oxidase. Gene Ontology annotation, molecular function: protoporphyrinogen oxidase activity, oxygen as acceptor. The record is from RefSeq and is a predicted model, not a curated record. Gene Ontology annotation, cellular component: mitochondrial inner membrane. The coding region runs from base 133 to 1569 and encodes 478 amino acids. The transcript has a single exon. Lineage: Eukaryota; Metazoa; Arthropoda; Insecta; Diptera; Drosophilidae. Gene Ontology annotation, biological process: heme biosynthetic process.